AAGAGCUCGCGGAGGCGGUGGGCCGCGCAGGUUCGGAGGCCGGCCGGGCGGCUCCGCCCAGCCUGAAGCCCCUGCGUCCGCCGCCCGCGGUGUCCUCGGAUCUGUCGACAUGAAUCCCGUCAUCGUGGUCCACGGUGGCGGAGCCAGUAAUAUCUCUAAGGACAGGAAAGAGCGGGUGCGUCAGGGCAUCAUCAGAGCUGCUACCGAGGGUUACAAAAUCCUGAAGGACGGAGGGAGCGCAGUUGACGCUGUGGAAGGAGCUGUGACCGUCCUGGAAGAUGAUCCUGAGUUCAACGCAGGUUGUGGCUCUGUCUUGAAUGUAAAUGGUGACGUGGAAAUGGAUGCUAGUAUCAUGAAUGGAAAAGACCUGUCUGCAGGAGCUGUCUCUGCAGUCCAGGGCAUAGCAAAUCCCAUUAAACUUGCACGGCUUGUUAUGGAAAAGACCACUCAUUGCUUUCUGACUGACCAAGGUGCAGCAAAAUUUGCGACAGCCAUGGGGAUUCCCACAGUUCCUAAAGAGCAGCUGGUGACAGAGAGAAACAUAAGACGCCUAGAGAAAGAGAAGCAUGAGAAAGGUGCUCCAAAGCCAGACUGUGAAAAAAACCUAGGAACCGUGGGCGCCGUGGCCUUGGACCGCAACGGAAACGUGGCCUACGCGACCUCGACGGGGGGCAUCGUGAAUAAAAUGGUCGGCCGGGUUGGGGACACGCCAUGCAUAGGAUCUGGAGGUUAUGCUGACAAUGACAUUGGUGCCAUUUCAACAACGGGGCACGGGGAGAGCAUCCUGAAGGUGAAUCUGGCCAGACUCACUCUCUUCCAUGUAGAACAAGGAAAAACACUGGAAGAGGCUGCCGACAUGUCGUUGGGUUAUAUGAAGUCAAAGCUGAAGGGUUUAGGCGGCGUCAUCUUGGUCAGCAAAGCAGGAGACUGGGCAGUGAAGUGGACCUCUGCCUCCAUGCCCUGGGCGGCCGCCAAGGACUGCCAGCUGCACUCUGGAAUUGACCUUGAUGAGACCAAUGUCACUGACCUGCCCUAGGGCCGUGAAGAUUGUAUUCUAGGUGCUAUCCUGGAGGGAAAGUCCAGCUUCCUGGUGUGGAGAUUUAGCUUAAUUAAUUAGAUCUAGAAAUGGAGAA
Molecule: messenger RNA, 1133 nt
Organism: Panthera uncia (snow leopard)
Lineage: Eukaryota; Metazoa; Chordata; Mammalia; Carnivora; Felidae
Gene: ASRGL1
Product: asparaginase and isoaspartyl peptidase 1
Exons: 7
Coding region: 110-1036 (308 amino acids)
Molecular function (GO): asparaginase activity
Source: RefSeq, a predicted model, not a curated record